Molecule: messenger RNA, 1701 nt
Organism: Trichoderma citrinoviride
Lineage: Eukaryota; Fungi; Ascomycota; Sordariomycetes; Hypocreales; Hypocreaceae
Exons: 2
Coding region: 1-1701 (566 amino acids)
Biological process (GO): regulation of transcription by RNA polymerase II; DNA-templated transcription
Cellular component (GO): nucleus
Molecular function (GO): zinc ion binding; DNA-binding transcription activator activity, RNA polymerase II-specific; RNA polymerase II cis-regulatory region sequence-specific DNA binding
Source: RefSeq, a predicted model, not a curated record
AUGUUUGUGAUGAACGAGAUACAUAACCUGGAGACGAAAUCCAAUGUAUACCCGCUGCUACUCAAGUGCAAAGCCCUAGGCAGAAUCAUCAAAGCCAACAGGACCCCUGCCUGGCCGACCAUCCCAACAAGAGAACUUCCCGAAAAGGAGGUGUGCGACAAGCUCAUUGAAUGCUACCUCGAGACAACAGAGAGCGUCUACAGAAUCCUGCAUCUACCUUCCUUCAGAAGAGACUACGAAGAGCUAUGGGAGCCCGGAGCCUAUCCUGACAUGGCAUUCAUCGUCCUCGUCAAGCUAGUGCUGGCCAUUGGCGCAAUGUCGUACGACGAUGACUUUUCCAUGCGGCCCUUGGCGAUCCGGUGGGUGUACGAAGCGCAGACGUGGGCAGCGGAGCCCGAGUUCAAGGCUCGGCUGGGCAUCCAGUUCAUCCAGCUGCAGAUAUUGCUCCUUCUUGCGAGGGAGAACGUAGGCGUCGCUGGAGACUCGGUCUGGGUAUCCGGGGGCGAGUUGCUCAGGAGGGCCAUGCACAUGGGCCUGCAUCGCGAUCCGCAUCACCUACCCAAGCGAUCUCUCUUCGCAAGCGAGAUGCACCGGAGACUGUGGAACACAAUCAUUGACAUUUCCUUGAGAAUGAGCUUGACAUCAGGAGGUCCUCCGCUCAUUUCCCUUGACGACUUUGACACGGAGCCUCCGGGCAACUACGACGAUGAGCAGCUCAUGACUGAAGGCGCAGUCCCAAAGCCUGGAGACGAAUAUACCAGCAUGUCCGUCACCAUCGCCUUCCGACGGACAUUUCCCACUCGGCUCACCGUCCUCAGGUUCCUCAACGACCUCGCCUCAUGCGGGACAUACGAGCGAACCCUCGAGCUCGACGCCGAACUCCGCUCAGCCUACAAAACCCUCUGCCAAACCCUCACGAGGUUCAAAUCAUCCCAGCCCGGUCAAUCAUCCGGCCCUUCCGCGCUCGCCCUGCGCAUCGUAGACUUCACCAUGCAGAGAUACAUAUCCGCCCUCCACACGCCCUACCUCAUCCCUGCCCUGCGCCAAACCAAGUACGCAGUCUCCCGCAAACUCGCCAUCGAAGCCGCCCUCAAGACCUGGUCCGCCGUCUACCCUUCCUCGGCCAUCAUGGCGCCGCAUCACAGCCGGGAAGACGGCUUCGGGUUUCUUCAGGGAGAUCCCCUCUCGCGGCUUGCGUGCUGCGGGCCGGGCUUCUUCAGGAUCGCCUCGUUGCAAGCGAGCCUGCUCAUCUCCGCCGAACUGGACAACCAGCUCAGAGAAGAGCAGGGGCUCGUGCCUUCGCCUCUCCGAGCAGAUCUCAUGUCCGUCAUCAAAGAGUCCAGGGAAUGGUGUCUCCGCUCCAUCGAGGUCGGCGAGACCAACGUCAAGGGCUACCUCGUCAGCUCCGUCAUACUCGCUCACCUGGAGGCCCUCACGCGCGGCCUCGAUCCCCAACAACUACCCCCCGUGUUCAUCAAAGCUGCCGAAGAGUCGGUGGAGAAGUCUCUCGCGAUAUUGGAAGAGAAGGCGGGAGGACAGGGUCAGGAUCGAGCAGUGGAUGCUCGGGAGGAGAUGGACAUGGUGGGAAAUAUACGGCCACAGAGCCCCGAUUGGGAUUUCUUGGUCUCGGACGCUCUGUUUGCGUACAAUGCUGGGAUGGUUGAGCCCAUGAACUGGAUGUUUAGCGAAAACGUCCGGUAA